Diplodia corticola is the source of this 1329-nucleotide messenger RNA. RefSeq names its product ribosome biogenesis protein ssf2. Gene Ontology annotation, cellular component: preribosome, large subunit precursor. NCBI's taxonomy places the organism in Eukaryota, Fungi, Ascomycota, Dothideomycetes, Botryosphaeriales, Botryosphaeriaceae. The coding region runs from base 1 to 1329 and encodes 442 amino acids. Gene Ontology annotation, molecular function: rRNA binding. Gene Ontology annotation, biological process: rRNA processing; ribosomal large subunit assembly. The transcript has 3 exons. The record is from RefSeq and is a predicted model, not a curated record.
AUGGCAAAACGGAGAGUCAAGAAGCGCACGCACGUCGGCGCCACCCUGCCCAAGAACACAGUAAAAGCCAAUGAUGGCGCGCCGAGGAGCAUGGUCAUUCGCGUCGGAGCCGGAGAGGUCGGCUCCAGCGUGUCGCAGCUGGUCAAGGACAUGAGGUCGGUCAUGGAGCCUGGCACAGCGACGAGGCUGAAAGAGAGGAAAUCCAACAAACUGCGCGACUACACGACAAUGGCUGGUCCUCUCGGUGUCACACACCUUAUGCUUUUCUCCAAAUCCUCCUCCGGAAACACAAACCUGCGCAUCGCAAAGACUCCUCGCGGACCCACAAUGCACUUCCGCGUCGAGAAAUACUCUUUGUGCAAGGAUAUCCAGCGCGCCCAAAAGCACCCCAGAACCGGAGGCCAUGAGUACCACAUGCCCCCUCUCCUUGUCAUGAACAACUUUACGAGCUCCCAGACCUCGACCAGCGCGGAGAACCCCAUCCCGAAGCAUCUUGAAAGCCUCACGACAACCAUGUUCCAAUCGCUUUUCCCGCCCAUCUCCCCCCAAGCCACGCCAUUGACCUCGAUCCGCCGCGUGCUACUCCUGAACCGCGAGCCCUCCCCCGACGACUCGAACUCUUACGUCCUCAACCUGCGACACUACGCAAUCACGACCAAAACCGUGACAAAGGACAUGCCCAAGAGCCUGCGCCGGCUGAACAACUCGGUCAAGGACAAGAAGAAGCGGGGGCUGCCGAACCUGGGCAAGCUCGAGGACGCCGCCGACUACCUGCUGGACCCGGACGCGGGCGGCGGCUACACCAGCGCGAGCGACAGCGAGGUCGAGACGGACGCCGAGGUCGAGGUCCUGGAGACGACGCGGAAAGUGCUCAACCGCAAAGACAAGCAGCGCGCGGCCGCGGAACGGCAAGGCGGCGGUGCUGGCGGCUCGGCCGGCGCGCGCGGCAACGUCGAGCGGAAGGCGGUGAAGCUGGUGGAGCUCGGCCCGCGCAUGAAGUUGCGCCUGCAGAAGGUCGAGGAGGGCCUCUGUGGCGGAAAGGUCAUGUGGCACGAGCACAUCACCAAGACUGCUGAAGAGGUCCGGGCGAUGGACAAGAAGUGGGACCAGCGGAGACAAGAGAAGGAGGAGCGGAGGCGCAUCCAGAAGGAGAAUGUGGAGAAGAAGAAGAAGGAGAAGAAGGCGCGGGGCGAAGAUGUCGACGAGGACGAUGAGGAGGAAGACUACGACGAGGAUAUGUCCGACGCCUGGGAUAGCGAAGGCCUUGAUGACGAGGGUGCUGGUGAUGUAGAAGAGGACGAAGAUGAGGAUAUGGAAGACGACGAAUGA